CGUGCGUGUUGGAACGACAGGUACGGGCAGUCAGUAGUGGAUUAGCGGCAACGGGAGCAGCAGCAGCGUCCACGGCGGCGGCGGUGGUGCAGCGCUAACAACGGAACGAAACGAAGAGGAGGUAUGAUCGCUCUAGUCGACGGAAGACAUCGCUAUACGGGUAAAUAACGUCGUCGCGCUUACCCUAUUCCGGCAACGACCGUCGAGUGAAACGAAGGUGCGCGCAAACGCUGGCUGCUCCACGGAAUAUGUAUGUGACGGAGGUGGGCGAGGGCCGUGCGAAAAAGUGGCGAAAACUGUGAGAGAGGUGCAGUGCCUCCACGUCGGUGGCAGUGGCGGUGUUGGUAGUAGUGGUGCUGGUGGUGUGGUGGUCGUGGCGGUGGUGGUGGUGGCGGCGGUGUGGCGUUGCUGGUGCUACUUCGGUGUAUAUGCGCGCGUGUAUUGGUGGGACACGCACUUCGGCGGGGCCGUGGUUCUCGCUCUCUCUCCUGUUACGUCUCGUUCCCUCUUUCUCUCAAACCCCUCUAUCCACCGCGACUGUCCUCUUUGUCGCACUUACGGAGGCCAUCGUACCGAAAGCGACCGAGCCAGGCCAGGCACUACGCAAGAUGGCUGUGUGUCGCUAACGAGAGGCCGACAAACCAGACGGGGAAAAGACAACCCGGGGAUAAACGGAACAUGCUGCUACGUGAUCGUCGGGCCCGUCCCUGAACAGAGAGACACUGGCCAAGAAGCGAGAGCUACUCGGAGUGUCAACGCGCAGAAACCUGAUAUUCCGUAGAUGCCUUUUGAGAGCCGCUGGCCCGAAUCAGCGUGGAACCAUACAAAGGCACAUGGAAUGUGUGACAUGUUCAUCCAAACACAGCAGACGAGUAGCGUCAACGGCAGCAGCAGCAGCAGCAGCAGCAGCAGUAACAACACCGUUCACCACCACAGCAAGAAACGCAAGUUGGAGUACAACGUGAGUCAGCCGGUGAUCCAACACGCAUUGGUCCAAUCGACCGGCGACUACCAAUUAGACAAUACCGGUCUGCAACAACGGUACUCCGUGAACGGUGCUAAUACCGCAUUUAGCUCGCUGCACAACAAUAAUGCGCUGCAGAAGAGUAGCCCGAACCAACAGACCCUGGUACGAGCCUCGACGAUCAAGCUCUUAGACACGUACCAACGCUGUGGCCAGAAGAGAAAAACUUGGUCGAGGGAGGGUAAUGGUGACGGUCUGGCAGUCCACUCCGCCAACGCGACGAACGCAGUGGGUAGUACUGUAGUGUCGCAGCACCAUACUCAACAACAGCAGCAGCUGCAACAACAACAGCAGCAGCAGCAACAACAACACAAGCAGACAGGCAUGACGGCACAAAGCAAGCAAGUGACCAACGCUGCCAAUGGAGGCGGUGGCAGCAACCCCCAAGGAGACGGAGAUUACCAGUUGGUACAGCACGAGGUUCUCUAUUCUAUGACUAAUCAGUAUGAAGUCCUCGAGUUUUUGGGCAGAGGUACUUUUGGACAGGUCGUGAAAUGCUGGAAAAAGGGAACCAAUGAAAUAGUAGCCAUCAAAAUUUUGAAGAACCAUCCAUCGUAUGCGCGCCAAGGGCAGAUUGAGGUCUCCAUCCUGUCUAGACUCAGUCAGGAAAACGCGGAUGAGUUCAACUUUGUGCGCGCUUAUGAGUGCUUUCAGCACAAAUCCCAUACCUGCUUGGUCUUUGAGAUGCUAGAACAAAAUCUGUAUGAUUUCUUGAAACAGAAUAAAUUUUCACCCCUGCCGCUCAAAUACAUUAGACCGAUUCUCCAACAAGUACUCACAGCUCUUUUGAAACUCAAGCAACUGGGGUUGAUUCACGCCGAUCUUAAGCCAGAAAACAUUAUGUUGGUGGAUCCAGUACGCCAGCCUUAUCGUGUGAAAGUUAUUGAUUUUGGGUCAGCCUCUCAUGUGUCUAAAGCUGUCUGCAACACGUAUUUGCAAUCGCGAUACUACCGUGCACCUGAAAUUAUACUUGGACUUGCAUAUUGCGAAGCAAUAGAUAUGUGGUCGCUUGGCUGUGUGGUUGCUGAAUUGUUUUUAGGAUGGCCUCUAUAUCCUGGUAGCUCGGAAUACGAUCAGAUUCGAUACAUAAGUCAAACGCAGGGCGUACCAACGGAACACAUGUUAAACAAUGCCAGCAAAACAACAAAAUUCUUUUACAGAGACAUGGACAGCACAUAUCCAUUUUGGCGAUUAAAAACACCGGAAGAGCAUGAGGCUGAAACUGGUAUCAAAUCUAAGGAGGCAAGAAAGUAUAUUUUUAACUGUCUCGACGAUAUUGGUCAAGUUAAUGUCCCGACUGAUUUGGAAGGUGGUCAACUUUUGGCAGAAAAAGCAGAUAGAAGAGAGUUCAUUGACCUCUUGAAGAGGAUGCUCACAAUGGACCAGGAGCGCCGCAUAACACCCGGGGAGGCUCUGAACCAUGCCUUUGUUACGCUGGCCCACUUAGUCGAUUAUGCACACUGUAACAAUGUUAAGGCUUCCGUCCAAAUGAUGGAGGUUUGCCGACGAGCCGGUGAUUUCACUGCAAGUCCAGCGCAUCACCAAGCUCCUCCAGCACCUCAGGCACCUCCACCAACGUCAUUGGUAGCUAAUUUCGUGCCGACGACAAAUGGUAGUGCCGUAACUUUCACCUUUAACAACCAAUUAACUAAUCAAGUACAGCGAUUGGUCAGAGAACAUCGGACUGCACAAACAGGAUAUGACAAUCUGUAUCAAAUAUACAGUAACAGUAGUCGUCGUGCGACCCAGUACAGUAGCUCAUCUAACGGAUCGAAUAGUGGACGAAAUGGAGUGCACGACUUUCCGCAUCAAUUGGUGCCUAGUCUACUUUGUCAUCCAUCCAGCUAUCAGACGAUGCCAAGUCCUGCAAAACACGUAGUUGUUGCUCAAGCUCCACACUUUGUACAGCCUCCACAAGCACAACAAGGACCACUACAGAUACAACCAUCGAUUAUAUCACAGCAGGCUGUUGCUGCUGCAGCUGCAGCUGCACAGCAACAGUAUGCAGCGGUGCCUGUAUCUAUGGUGGAAACUGGUCGUCAAAUGUUGUUAACCAAUGCUGUACAAACAUCUUGGCCUGGUGGAAGUCGUCAAAUGGCUGCUAUCGUACCAUCCUGGCAGCAAUUACCACCGCAGCACGCAGCCAUACAACAGCCAUUACUGAGCGAUGCUGGAGAUUGGGGAAGACCUCUUAUUGUCGAUAGUUCUGCUAUUCUGCAGGAUCAGCGGCCAGUAUUUCCUGUCACAGAAGUUUAUAAUACUAGUGCCCUUGUUGAGCAUCCGCCUCAGAGUUGGGGCAAACGUAGUGUGACGAAACAUCAUCAACAUCACGUGACGGUACCACAGCAGUCACAGCACAGGCAUGAGCAUAAGAAAGAAACGCAACAGCUAAGUCCGGUGAAAAAGAGGGUAAAAGAAAGUACACCACCGAGUAACAUGAGACGGCAUUCACCUUCGAACGGUCAUUGGCAACAGCAACCCAUGCAACAGCAUCAUCAUAGCAGCAAACACAGCAGUAGUCACAACGUAGAACACCAUCAAGUUACAUCUGGUCGGCAGCAAACCAUUACGAUUCACGAUACACCUUCACCUGCAGUCUCCGUUAUCACGAUUAGUGAUAGCGAAGACGAAACACCGGGCAAAUGCUGUGGAGAUCGGCAAUGCGGAGCCUGUCAAAAUUUGGCAACUCGCCUGUCUGGCGAUGGACGUCCAGUCCGCGAAGAAGUCAUACGAAGCACGCAGUCAACACCACGUGUGGUCCAACCGAUGCAACAAACCCAUUCGACUAGUCAGUCGCAUACCAAUGGACACGUAACAGCGCAUAGUACAUCUCAGAGAACGCAACGGAAAAAUAUUAUCAGUUGUGUAACUGUCGGUGAUAGCGAUGGCGAAGCUAGUCCAGGUCGAGCGCAUAAUCAUCUAUACCAACACUUGCCACAACAUCCUCAGCAUCAACAAACUACGCAGCUAAUUAAACACGAACCCCAACAGCAGCAUCACGUCAGCAGUAGCAGCUCCGGAUAUUCGUCUCAGUCGCAAAAGAAACGUUUAUUGGCGAAGGUACAAUCCGAGUGCAAUAUGGUGAACGUUGUGACAAAACCGGAGCCCGGCGUUGAGUACCUUGCACCACAUCCGUGUCACGCGCCAGCCUGUAAAGAGCCACCGACCUAUCAGGAUGAUGCCUAUGACAUGCAUGACUACUUCUUGCAGUAUGUGACCACGAGUAACGCGCAUCCCCACCUUCAAGAGCAGCACAUUGUGUAUACGACCGGCACGGACAAGCGGGUAUCAUGGCCUGGAAAGAGAGCUGAGUACAAACACGAGUACGUUCAACCACCGGCUGCUCAUUCCAGAGAUCAUCAGAAAUGGGCGGUAGCAAACACGGUACACCAGUAUAGGCAGAGCCAGGUGGUGGGUUCGGCAGCCCAUCCGGGUCAUACCCACAGUCAUCAUGGGCAUCCGGCCCACCUCAGUCCUGGGGGCGGUGGCGGGGGCAGAAGUCCUGCAGGGGGGCCUGUAAUAGGAAGUGCCCAGCACCUGGGACAGCCCCUGUACCAGGAGUACGCCCAUGUGCGUUCAAGAGCCCAUGCCGUGCCACCCCCGGUGUACGUUACCGCCGCGCCUACUCAGGCUCCCACUGCUAUCCAGCAGCAACAAGUGCCCACCUAUCAGGGAUUCACACCCGGGUGGGUACCUAGACACCUAGUUGAUGCAUGCAUCUCGUCUCCAUUAACGUUGUAUGAUUCUAGUCGAGCGUUGCCACCACCAGCUCAUCACAGCUCGGCCAGACCGUUGCUGGCAAGUCAUGCAGCGCAUCCACUGCCUGCACAUAUGCAGCCAACAGCCGUUUACGGAUUGGCCCCGCUUUCACCGGCCAAACAUCAAUAUCAACCUUCUGGUUUGUGGUUCACCGAGUAAAUUAUUCCUCUGUCUGGUUUCAGAAGAAAAAUAAAACGGCGUGCGAGCACUAGUUUCCGCCGCUUCCUUUUUUAAUGAAAUUUCACGAGGUCGAGAGAUACCGAUCGCAGCAGAAAGCAAAACGAAAGAGAAACGAAAUUGAACGAAAGGAAAAAGAGAACCACCACCCAUCAUCCUCGUCGUCGCAUUCAUUCCUCGCGAACGUGUUUUUUUACUAGCAACGAAGGGGAUCUGUCGCGAUACUGUUAUCAACUAUUAAAAACACAGAGUAAAACACUAGGCUUAUAUCGUCACGAAGAGAAAGAGAAAAAGAAAAAGAAAGUAAAAGAAUUUCAUGACUGAAAAGACUCGACGGAGUCCCGAGACAAGGUAUCGAAGUCGUUCUUCAACUUAAACUUUUUGACAAUCCGUCCUUAAACAGCGAUUGCCCCCUUCGAACUGCCUGAGUGUGCUAUUACGAUAAAGGAAAAGGGAUAUCAAUGUUCUGCAAGAUUCCGGUUGGGAAACAGGGAAAGUAAACGAUAUGGGUCCGAGGUUUCGAUAGACUGAUCGCGCGUUUGCGUCGCGUCCUAAUGCUUUCAUUAGCGUACUUGUCACACGCCCAUCGUGAAACGUGUUGUCUUUUUCCUUUUGUUUGGUAGAGUGGAGAUCAUAUUUGGAACGCAAAAGCGAACGAAAAGUAGCGAACGAGAAAUAAGAGUAUAGAGAACGAACACAGAGGAAGCCUUUCGAUGCCUCUCGUUGCGCAAUCGUUUCCUCAGUGAACCAUCGCUUUGAUGAUUUGUAUUUGUAUUAUUUUUCCAAAUAUCAUUUGGUGAUACGAUCGAUGUACAAUUUUGUCCGACUUAGACGGCGCAUAUGUUAUAUACGUGGCAGUAUAUAUGUUAUAUACUUGACGUGUUUUUUUUGUUU
Eufriesea mexicana is the source of this 5854-nucleotide messenger RNA. It is a transcript of the gene Hipk, whose product is annotated as Homeodomain interacting protein kinase. Gene Ontology annotation, biological process: peptidyl-serine phosphorylation; peptidyl-threonine phosphorylation. The transcript is spliced from 19 exons. Gene Ontology annotation, cellular component: cytoplasm; nucleus. Bases 782 to 4942 code for a protein of 1386 amino acids. NCBI's taxonomy places the organism in Eukaryota, Metazoa, Arthropoda, Insecta, Hymenoptera, Apidae. The record is from RefSeq and is a predicted model, not a curated record. Gene Ontology annotation, molecular function: ATP binding; protein serine/threonine kinase activity; protein tyrosine kinase activity.